AUGUUGAUCAAAGGGCAUCAAAUUAAGGUACCAAUUUUCCUCCUCAUCAAUUUGGUCCUUAUUUUUCUCGUUUCUACAGUCAAUGGCGUUGAAUCUAGGAAACUUGAUGAGACCUCCGUGCCCGCCACAAACAGCACCGACGAAAAGUGCGGUUCAUGCGGCACCGUCUACUCCUCCCCUCCGCCACCGGCGAUUCCACCACCGUCGCCACCACCGCCGAAGAAAACACCCACGCAGUAUUGCCCCCCGCCACCACCUUCCUCCUACAUAUACAUAACUGGCCCUCCAGGGAACUUGUAUCCCAUCGAUGAGGAUUUCAGCGCCGCCUCCACCCACCGCCGGAGCUUCGCCGCCGUGUUGUUGCCACUUUUUGUUGGCUUGCUUUGCACGCUUGCAUUUCGGUGA
This is a messenger RNA of Sphenostylis stenocarpa, 405 nucleotides long. NCBI's taxonomy places the organism in Eukaryota, Viridiplantae, Streptophyta, Magnoliopsida, Fabales, Fabaceae. The record is from the annotation of a GenBank genome assembly.